This is a messenger RNA of Pocillopora meandrina, 4138 nucleotides long. The record is from the annotation of a GenBank genome assembly. Lineage: Eukaryota; Metazoa; Cnidaria; Anthozoa; Scleractinia; Pocilloporidae.
AUGGUCUCCAUCUUGACUCUCAAUGAAGACUGCCUUUGCAGAAUUAUUUCCUUUUUGGAUGAUCCGCCCUCCUUUCUCAGCCUCGCUCUUACCUGCAGAAGAUUUAACCAGGUGGUUAACAACACUCGGAGCAUUCUCCAUCCAAAGGUACUACUAGCAAAAGCUGAAUAUUACAUAAAAUGCUACCUUGUGGAAAUCACCGAUGACAAGAGCGACUACCGCAAGUUUAGCAAGUUGGAAGAUCUUCUCUCCAAUGCUGUGCGUCUUACAGAAGCUAAGAAAACCCUGACUUUUGCGAAAUUGGUGAAUGUUUGGGAGAAAAACGGACCUGUAGUCGCUAAACUGUUCACGUGGAUCAGAAAUCAGGAGAGUCGUACUGAAAAUGGUGAACCAAGAGCGACUUGUGUUACCGAAUAUCAAAGUGUCACGUUGCAUUUGCCAGGCUGUGACAAGGACUUAAAGAUCGAUACCACCUACUUUUAUGACUACUACAAUAAUUACGACAACGAGUUGAGCAUCCACAUAACUUGUGGAGAUAUGGAUGUAAAGUGGGAAGGUAAGUCGGCGGGUUGUUAUUGAUGCAUUCAAGUUUAGUUGACUGCAUUGCUGAUAACUGUCAAUCAACUCGUUCAGUUGACUGACUUGACUGUUGACUGAGUGAAUGACUGACUAAUUAAGAGAGUGACUGAUUGACUGACUGAUUGAUUGACAGAUUGGUUGGGAGAGUCGUGUUUUCAACAACUGAAUUGAUAAAUAAAUGUAAAUUGGCCAAUGUAAAGAGUUUGUAAAGCUGAAGUUUAAAGCAUUAUAUGUAGCUCUUCAUCAGAGUAAAUACAAGAGAGCGACUGACUGGCAGACUGCUGCCUGAUUGAGAAAGUGACUGACUGAGUGAUUGAUUACUGACAGAUUGACAGAGUGACCAACUGACUUUCCAAGUGAGUGACUGACUAACUGACAGACAGACUGAUUAAGUGAGUUACUGACUGAGAGAUUGAGAGAGUGACUGACUGGUUAAGUGACUUAUUGACUGACUGAGAGUCUAACCAGCUUUAUUGACUGUCUGAGAGUCUGACCAGCUUUAUUGACUGACUGACUCACUCACUGAGAGUCUGACCAGCUUUAUCGACUGACUGACUGACUGACUGACUGAGAGGCUAACCAGCUUUAUUGACUGACUGACUGACUGAGAGUCUGACCAGCUUUACUGACUGACUGAGAGUCUGAGCAGCUUUAUUGGCUGACUGACUGGUUGAGAGAGUCUGACCAGCUUUAUUGACUGACUGACUGACAUACUGAGAGUCUGACCAGCUUUAUUGACUGACUGACUGAGUGUCUGACCAGCUUUAUUGACUGACUGACUGAGAGUCUGACCAGCUUUAUAGACUGACUGACUGACUUAGAGUCUGAUCAACUUUAUUGACUGACAGAUUGACUGACAGAGAGAGUCUCACCAGCUUCAUCAACUGACUGACUGACUGACUGACAGUCUGACCAGCUUUAUUGACUGACUAACUGACUAUCUUUCUGACUGACUGAGAGAGUCUGAUCAGCUUUAUUGACUGACAGACUGGCUGACUGAGAGAGUCUGACCAGUCUGACUGAUGAUGAAAGAGAUGAUGAGAGGAAGAGGCUAUGGAAGUGACUGAUUAAAUGAAUAAGUCAGUUAUUGAUUCAUUAACUGAUCCAAUAACCUCUCUUUUUUAUGCCAUGUCUGGUUGGGCUUAAAUGGUGUGCUAAGUCAUGCCAGCCAAAUAGUCAUGAAAAUAUUUGCACCAAAAAAAAAAAGGUUUGGCACACAUGGGUGUGAUGAAUUACAGUCAAGUUGCCGAUGGUUCAACUUACCAACACCAACUCGCCAAUGUAUAAAAUCGAGUAGAGACGUCGGUGAGUUGGUCUUCAAUCCAGUACAACUUAUUAGAAGUUAAAGAUAAAGAAAAGUAAAAGAUCUUUAGUUAAAAAAAAGACAUUUUUUUUUCUUCUAACAAAGUUUAUAUGGAUCUCAUGGUAAAUAAAGCAAGGUAAACAUCAGCAAUAACUCAUGUUUCUCCCAAAAUCCAAACAACUAGCUUUGCCUAUCAGCCCUUCUUUGGGUUCUGGUCAGCUUCUGGUUAGAUACUUAUCGUAUUUUUAUGGCCAUUCACCGGCAUAGCCUGAUAUUAGGACGGACCAAACAUAAACACCUUCAAAAAUGAGCUACCAAAGCAUGAAUCUAGAAUGAUGCUGGUUGUGAAACAAUAACUCAUUCACGUCUAAAGCUUUUUUGGUCAUUGGCGAUGUUCACCUUGCUUUAUUUGCCUUGAGAUCCCUAUAAACUUUGUUGGAAAUAAAAAGAAUUUUUUCUAUUGAAGAUCUUAUCUAGAAAGCUAAGUAUUUUUAAAAAAAUCUGACUGAUUGACAUGAUAAGUCUUUAGAGUGUUGUUGUCACACAAUAACUUGUUCAUGUCUAAGGCUUUUUUGGUCAUUGGUGAUGAUGUUUGCCUUGAUUUAUUCGCCUUGAGAUCCUCAUAAACUUUGUUGGAGAUAAAAAGAAUUGUUUUUUACUAAAGAUCUUGUCUAGAAAGCCAAGUUUUCUUAAAAAAUCUGACCGAUUGACAUGAUGAAUCUUUAUGGUGUUGUUGUUGCACAAUAACUUGUUCGCGUCUGAAGCUUUUACAGUCAUUGGCAAUGUUUACCUUGCUUUAUUCAUCAUGAGAUCCAUAUAAACUUUGUUGGAAGAAAAAAAAUGAAAAUGUUUUUUUAUUAAAGAUCUUUUACUUUUCUAUAUCUUUAACUUCUAAUAAGUUGUACUGGAUUGAAGACCAACUCGCCAAUGUCUCUACUUGAUUUUAUAUGUUGGCAAGUUGAGGUUGGUGAGUGAAACCAUUGGCGACUUGAUUGGAUACCGGUGUGGUUGACUAAGGUCCUAGGUGUAUUCAACCCCUCUUUUUCAAAGAAAAAUUACAGGUUAUAAACAAAAAAACAAAGCAGGCUCUAAAAUGCCUGGUAAAGUUAGCUUCUACUGAAUGUAUGUAUCAAAGUGAAUUGGAAUUUGUUGUGAGCAAGUUAACAUAUUAAAUCAGAUAGUGUUGUGCACUUUUUUACAUCAGCAGGCAUGUCUUGAAUGCUAUGUUGACUAUAGGGUCAAAAUACUAUUUUCAAAGCCAAAAUACCAUUUUGUACAGAUUUCACCCACAAUUGCCCAGAUGAUUACCAGUACUGGAAAGAAGAAGAAGUUCAUGAAGCAGUUGAACCAAUGAAACCAGUGGUGAAACUCCUACAGGAAGAGCUUGGUGAUACAGUUCCUCCAAUAACAGACAUUUUCUUUAUCUGGCUGUGUUAUUUCUUUCCACACAGAAAGAACUUGGUAGUAGAACACAAACUCAGGUUUACAGACCCAUCUAGGAAUGAAAAACCCACCCCAGGCCAUGCUCAGCCAGCUAUAGAUCUGUUUCAUCAGAACUUUCAAGCUGAAACCAAGUUGAAAAGUCUAGUGUCUGAAUGGAAUGAUACUGAGUCAGAUAUCUCCAGUCUGAUUGCCAAAACUGUGGUUGUCCUAAUUCAGAGAUCAGAGACAAAAUUCCUUGAAAAGCUUGAAGGGGUUGCUGAAAGCUUUUAUCGGAUUACCUCAGAUUAUGACUUAAAGUUGCUGCCUAAAAGGCUCUUGCUGGACUUGAUUUUGCGAACAAAACUUGAAUUCAGUAAUUACAGCCCUGGUUCAAUUGCAAACAAGUUUGUAGAAAGCAUAGCAUCAUUCAGGUUUUCAGAAGGUAAAGUGGUGAAAGUUUGGGGUGGUUUUCAUGGGGAUGGGAGAGGAGAAUCAUCUUGGGAUGACUUACUAGAGCUUAAAGUCACCUUACCAGAUGGCAAGGAAUUCAAGUUGGCAAGCUACAGACGUCACACACCAUCUAUUGAAAUUGAGAAGUUGAGUCCAGUUACUGAGCUAUUUCAACAAGGUAUUUGUAAAUGUAUGGAGCAAGAGAAGCACAUCCCCAUGUUAGAUGAUCGUUUUACGGCUUUUUAUUUGUUGCAUGUCCUGAAAUUUGGUAGAGAAGAUGAAGCAUUCCUUGGAAAGAAGGAUUUUAAGAAUCUGAUCAGUACAGGAUCUAGUGAGGAAGAAUCAUCGGAGGAGAGUGAAGAAGAACAGAGUGAUGAACAAUAA